Messenger RNA from Lodderomyces margitis, 1857 nucleotides. RefSeq lists its product as uncharacterized. The transcript has a single exon. Gene Ontology annotation, cellular component: membrane. The record is from RefSeq and is a predicted model, not a curated record. The annotation marks the transcript as partial. NCBI's taxonomy places the organism in Eukaryota, Fungi, Ascomycota, Pichiomycetes, Serinales, Debaryomycetaceae.
AUGCCAUCAGUCACUGAUACCAAAACACAGCCGUCUACUACAGCAAAUGGCAGCACCACCAAUACCAACAACAACUCUACUGACGACGACUGGUUUAGUCCAUUGCCCUUGGAUGAAUAUCUUAAAAUUAAUGAACUAGCCAGACAAAACGUUCCCAAGACUAGGCCAAUCGAUGAAAAUGAUAAAUUGGGAGACUACGACAUCAGAUGUGGUCCUACUUUACGUUUUGCUGGUACUUUGGAAAAUAAUACUGCCAACUAUAGAGGCUCAAUUAUGUUGGUAAUUAAAGACUGUCCUAACGAUAAACCACCAUCAAUUACUUACAAGAUUGGGCCUGCUGCUGACACUGCACCCAAUGGUCAAUUUUCAACUGGGGAAUUCCCUGUGACGAAGUAUUAUGAAGAAGAUGGUUAUUCCUUCUUUAGGUACACCAUUGAAUUACAAUUGGCUGAAUACGAACAAAAGAUACAAUACUAUAUUGACAAGUUUUUCAAAAAGUCGUUUCAAUUCUUUAUCCCUAGUGCUGAGCAAAGUAUGAAUGUAAUUUCAUAUUCGUGUAAUGGAUUUAGUUUAGGUUCUGAUGCAUCGGAAUAUAAAUCUUCCCUUUGGUUUGACGUAUUAGCCAAACAUUCACAACAACAUUAUCACGUCAUGCUUGGUGGUGGUGAUCAAAUUUAUUCUGAUGCCAUUAAAUUACACUCCAAGAAAUUAAAAGAAUGGACCGAAAUCAGCAAUCCAUUGAAAAAGAGAAAUGCUCCCAUCGAUGAUGAAGUUUUGGCAGAAUUUUGUCUGUUUUAUUUGAACCAUUAUAUGAACUGGUUUGGUAAGGGGUUUUGGAAGGGGAGUGUAUCUCAAGUGGUGGAAGCUUUAUUUCCAUUGAGUAUGUCACAAAUCCCCAUGGUUAACAUCUAUGAUGAUCAUGACAUUAUUGAUGGCUUUGGUUCGUAUCAUGAUUCAACUAUGCAAGCACCAAUAUUUUCAACGGUGGGUAACGUUGCCUACAAGUAUUAUAUGUUAUUCCAACAUCACAUGAACCCCGAAGAAAAAUUGCAUUUGAAUGAUCCUUCAUGGGUGUUAGGUAAAGAAGGUCCAUUUAUCAAGCAAAAGAAUCAUUCAGUAUUUAUGAGGUUAGGUAAAGAAGUUAGUCUCUUGGGAUUGGAUUGUCGUACUGAACGGAAAUUAAAACAAAUCUGUGACCCACAAACCUACAAGAUUAUCUUUAACAAAAUGAAUGAAACGUUGCCAGCUGGUGGCGAUGUCAAGCACUUGUAUGUCAUGCUUGGUGUGCCUAUCUUUUACCCAAGACUAGUUUGGUUGGAAUGGCUAUUAACUUCAACAGUAAUGACCCCGUUGCGUAAAUUGGCCACCAAGGGAGUAAUCAAUAAAGGACUAGUCAAUGAAUUUGACGGUGACGUUGAAGUCUUGGACGAUUUAAAUGAUCAUUGGUGUUCCAAGUAUCAUAAACGCGAACGGAAUAAAUUAAUCAAGGAUUUAAUGGAAUUUGGUGCCAAAAAGGGAAUCAGAAUUACUAUAUUAUCCGGUGAUGUACAUUUAUGUUGUAUUGGUAGAAUGAAGUCCAAGUAUCAUCAUCACCCCAAUGCCCAUGUUUUGCAAGGAGUUAAAGAAGUUGAGAAAUUGAAUAAAGAUUUAACGGCCCAUCCUGAAAAUGAUCCACGAUUAAUGUUUAAUGUUAUAUCUUCAGCCAUAGUCAAUGCACCUCCACCCGAUGCCAUGGCUACAUUGUUGAAUAAGAGGAGUGGCACCCACCAUUUCAAUCAAGAUACUGAUGAGGAUGUUGUACCUAUUUUCGUCAAGGAUGUUGAUGGGUCACAAAGAAACAACCAUCAAUUUUUAAAC